Molecule: messenger RNA, 480 nt
Organism: Sphaeroforma arctica JP610
Lineage: Eukaryota; Ichthyosporea; Ichthyophonida
Exons: 4
Biological process (GO): metal ion transport
Cellular component (GO): membrane
Molecular function (GO): cadmium ion transmembrane transporter activity; manganese ion transmembrane transporter activity
Source: RefSeq, a predicted model, not a curated record
GCGGGAAGUAUUACCACCACCUUAACGGGUCAGUAUCUAAUGGACGGUCUUGUGCACUUGCGAUUGGCCUCGUGGAAGCGUUCGAUCAUGACGCGUAGUAUGGCUAUCAUUCCGGCUGUCAUCGUAACCGGCAUCAACAGCUCAACGGAAGCAACUAAUGUUGUGAUUGGAAUUGUGAAUGCUGUGCUGGCCAUUAUGUUGCCGGUAUUCUUGCUCCCGCUUAUCAGGUUCUGUAGUUCGGUUAGGUACAUGGGAAACAAUCGCAUACCCUUCUACUGGGAGGUGAUCAUGAUCCUUUUUGCCCUGUUUGUCACAGUCUUUGCGCUGAUGUCAUUCGUCGCUGUAGAUGGAGGCAUGUUCGGACAGUACACCUCAGAAGUAUCGCCCUUUGGAGUGCAGAUGAACAUCAUACAGGAUGCGACCAUUGUCGUGUAUAUGGUUCUUCUGGGAUAUCUCUCAUUUGGGAAAUGGAUUGACUAG